Molecule: messenger RNA, 855 nt
Organism: Melampsora larici-populina 98AG31
Lineage: Eukaryota; Fungi; Basidiomycota; Pucciniomycetes; Pucciniales; Melampsoraceae
Exons: 1
Coding region: 1-855 (284 amino acids)
Source: RefSeq, a predicted model, not a curated record
AUGAGCGAAGUACAAGCUUUGAAAUCAGUCAUACUACCUAAACGUCUCCAUCAUUUCUUAAGCUCGCGUCGUGAUCAAGAUAGUAAAGUCGAACCUUCUAGACGUGAAUACCUUCAAGUCAUCGAUGUUUUCCAUCCUCAAUUGUGUUUACCAAUGGAUCUGAGAAAGGAGGAUGUAGUCCGUGUUUAUAAUAUCAUAGUGUCCCCGUUCUUUGGCCGCAAAGAAGUAUUUAAUGUAGACACCAACGCUUUUUACUAUAAUCCGGCGCUUCAACUUCUUCCUGAAGGUGAAUCGGGCUAUCUGGUGAUAUCUUUAGUCUUACCAAAUGAUCUCAUCAAAUUCAUGGCUCUUCAUGAUCCCGCAGAAGUUGUUGAAGCUACUCAAUACGAAUACCACCAUAUCAUCAAUUUAUUUUACCCUGAACUUGGUCUUCCGCUAUGUUUGAACAAAAUCCAAGUCAUGAGUCUCUUCAACAUCGCUGUUCUUCCCUUUUUUCAACAACUCGACAAUUUCAAUGAAGAAACUGGGAAACUCUCCUAUAUCCCCGUUCAGAUCAAUCCUAAAUUUAAGGUCAAGAAACCUCGGGUCAAAGCUGUCUAUUUACCCGCACAUUUACAAGGCUUCCUAGCCUACAAAGAUCCCGCGGUGACAGUUGGGACAGGAGUUUAUAGUGUAGAAAAACUUUCUCAAAUCAUCGAUCUAUUUCAUCCAAGUCUUCGUUCCCCAGGACCUCAAUGUAAAGGUGGAUGGUAUGGUCUCUUCGAAGUGAUGGUCUUGCCGUACCUCCGUAACAUCGUAUCCUUUGAUAUCUCAACUGGUAUCAUGCGGUUUGUGGCCGUCGCACUCCCAAUCUGA